This is a messenger RNA of Stegastes partitus (bicolor damselfish), 265 nucleotides long. Its product is annotated as receptor-type tyrosine-protein phosphatase N2-like. Gene Ontology annotation, molecular function: protein tyrosine phosphatase activity. Gene Ontology annotation, cellular component: synapse; secretory granule. Gene Ontology annotation, biological process: insulin secretion involved in cellular response to glucose stimulus; protein dephosphorylation; regulation of secretion. The annotation marks the transcript as partial. Lineage: Eukaryota; Metazoa; Chordata; Actinopteri; Pomacentridae. The transcript has 4 exons. The record is from RefSeq and is a predicted model, not a curated record.
AAAGGUUAACAAGUGCUACCGGGGUCGAUCUUGCCCGAUAAUUGUUCACUGCAGUGAUGGAGCUGGCAGGAGUGGGACUUACAUUCUGAUUGACAUGGUCCUCAAUAGGAUGGCUAAAGGUGCUAAAGAGAUUGAUAUUGCCGCUACCCUGGAGCACUUGAGAGACCAGAGAGCUGGCAUGGUCCAGACAAAGGAGCAGUUUGAGUUUGCGCUGACAGCCGUGGCAGAGGAGGUGAACGCCAUCCUGAAAGCGCUUCCUCAGUGA